This is a messenger RNA of Laetiporus sulphureus 93-53, 522 nucleotides long. Its product is annotated as transcription initiation factor IID, TAF10 subunit. The record is from RefSeq and is a predicted model, not a curated record. Gene Ontology annotation, molecular function: promoter-specific chromatin binding; RNA polymerase II general transcription initiation factor activity. The transcript is spliced from 4 exons. The coding region runs from base 1 to 522 and encodes 173 amino acids. Gene Ontology annotation, biological process: transcription initiation at RNA polymerase II promoter. NCBI's taxonomy places the organism in Eukaryota, Fungi, Basidiomycota, Agaricomycetes, Polyporales, Laetiporaceae. Gene Ontology annotation, cellular component: SAGA complex; transcription factor TFIID complex; nucleus.
AUGUCGACGCCAUACUCUGAGCCUGCACAGAACAUCGGCUACUACCCGCCGCUUCCCUCACGAGCACAGUCGCAGUCACAGCCGCAAUCGCAAGCCCAGGCGCCGACGCAGCCCGCGCAGGACGCAAGCACAUCCGCGCAGCCACCAUCGCGUCAGGCGACAGAGGAAGCGCGGAAGGACAGGACGUUGGCGGAAUUCCUGCUGAUGUUAGAUGAAUAUGAGCCCCUGAUCCCCAGCGAAGUCACGGAUUACUACCUUCAGAGGGUCGGGUUCGACUGCGAGGAUGUGCGACUGAAACGACUCCUGUCGUUGGCCGCGCAGAAAUUCGUCUCUGACAUUGCGGCAGAUGCAUACCAACAUGCACGGAUACGUGCCAAUGCCGCAGGUGGCCGUGCAAGAGCGAGCCAGUCGGGUCCUGCCGCUGCUAGGGACAAGACGAAGACAACUCUCGUAAUGGAAGACCUCAGCGCCGCCCUUACGGAGUACGGUAUCACCUCGCGGAAACCCGAGUUCUACAUGUGA